Messenger RNA from Linum trigynum, 2976 nucleotides. The record is from the annotation of a GenBank genome assembly. Lineage: Eukaryota; Viridiplantae; Streptophyta; Magnoliopsida; Malpighiales; Linaceae.
CGUACCGACGGUUCGAUCAAAAAAAAUCUCAUACUGGAAGCGAAAUCAGUAGAAGAUAUUUAGCGGUAUGAAAUGGUUGAACCACGAUUAAACCACGUUUUCAACAUAAAAUAUCCUACCAUUAACUUGUACGAUAUAACUUUUGGUAUGAUUUUUAAUCCUUAUUAUUUAGACGUACAUAUUUUCUCCCGCACCAAGGUGGGUCCCGGGACCCACCUUAGUAUGCACUGGCUCCGCCACUGGGUCCAAUCAAAUUCAAGAAGGCAUAAUGAAAGAUAACUUCUUUGGACCUGGUAUUAGGGUUGGUAAACGGUUAGUUGGUUUUAACUGAUAUUAGUCGUUAGUGGUUAGCCGAUGUCCGAAAACUUCUUAGUGGUUUGGUGUCGGUUAUCUGAUUUAAUAACUAUAGUGUUUAACCACCAGCGACUAAUCGAGUAGUGAUUAAUCGAUAAGAAAAUCAAUACCUGCCUAUUAACCACAUAAUUUUAGGUUUUGGCUAAGAGGAAAAGUUCCAACAUUCAAGACCAACCAAAGUCCUAAUUUCCAACAUCCCAAUUCUCACCUAUUGAAAACAACCCUCCACCCAAAGUCUCAUAUGUAUUAAAAGUCACAACCUGAAAGCGACCCCUUUCUAACUCCCCUUUGCAGUCGACAGUGUGAACUUCGCACUGUACUAUUUUUUGUUUCUUUGAUAUUUAUGAAUGAUGAUGAUCUUGCGGUGCUUGUGUUUGAUGUAUUGCUAGUUGGUAAUAGCUAAUUAAAUUCUUUGAUUAUUUUUAAUUUUCUCUUCAAAUUUGGAAUCAGAAUAUGAAAACACGAUGUGUGUUGUAUUGCAUGGUUAGUGUUGGAAGAAGGCAAGCUUGUGUGAGGCUCCAAUUGAGGAAACCUGAAGAAAAUGAUCGAAAAAGGAAAUUCCAUUCUCGGUAAAACAAUUAAGGAAGGUGUCUUCAAUCAAGAUUAAAGCAGAAUCAGCCUAAUUGAUUGUCUGAGGGUUAACGGCUAGGAGAAUGUAUGUAUAAAGAGUGAAAGGGUUGGGUAGAUAGCAGUAUCCUUUUCAAGAGAGAAUCAGAGCUUGAAAGGUUGGGUUUAGUUUGAAUUGCAGCAGGGAGCUGUAGGUUCAGAGCGAUUAUGAUCAGAGUGACAUGGAGUCAUCGAGAGAUCAAAGCUGAAAAUCACAAGAACAUAGUAUAACGCCAAAGGACUCAAGCAGAGUACCUUUGACCGUAGAUUAUUCGAUACUGAAUUCAUUGUAUCGGAUACCACGUAAAAAUAUCGUGUCCGAGCUUUACUUGUGUUUUACUGUGUUUCAUUUUAUUUCCAGUUCUUAUCAAAGUUCUUGAUUUGGUGCGAGUAUAAGUUUUUGUGUAAACAGGGUUUGAUCUAUUGGUUCGAGCAAAUAAGAGGGAAACUGUGUUUUCAAAACGCAGUGUUGUACUCAAGUGAAUUGGGCCAGGUUAACCAUGCAGAUCUGAUAACAAUCUCAGCCCAACCAUCUUCGAGAUCAAUCGUCAGAGUCGGUGUCGUUUUGAUAAACAUCAAAAGAGAAGUCUCUUUACCUUUCCCUUCGAUUGGUUUUUCUGCUCAUUUCAUCUUCUUCACUUGGCUUUGUCGAAAUCGAAAUUAGGGUUUUCAGAUUCCAUUUAAUUAAAGAACCAGAGGAGAUUGACACUUGAGUCUCACACUCGACUCAACCAACACGUGGUAUCAGAGCCCGGCUCCGCCAAGCAAGGGUUAACUACCUGCGGAGGAAAUGAGUUCGAGCACAAGCAAUGGCAGAGUGUUCAUGGCAUAUGGUUUUUCCCAAACCAAGCCUCCUAGAUUCGAAGGGGUUCAUUACGGUUACUAGCGCAAUCGCAUGGAAUUGUUCAUAGGGUCAACUGACCCUGAUCUCUGGAGUAUCGUGCUGGUGGACCACUUGAAGUGAAGGAGGCACGAGGAAAAUGGACGAACGAAAACAAGCAGAACUUCCAGUUGAACUCCAAAGCGACGAACCUCAUGUACUGUGCGCUAGGUCAGAGGAGUACCAUAGAGUCUCAGGCUGCAAAUCUGCUAAGGAGAUCUGGGACAAAUUGCAAGUGGCUCAUGAAGGUACUACUCAUGUCAAGAUAUCAAGAAUAAAUCGAUUGAAGCAAGAGUUUGAGUCAUUUGUGAUGAAGCCAGAAGAAACCAUCAAAGAGAUGCACGAUAGGUUUACUACUAUCGUGAAUAGUUUGAGGAAUCUGGAUGUGGAGUACAGUAGUGCUGAUCUGGUGAGAAAAGUGCUUUGGGCUCUCCCGAAACGUUGGACUCCCAAGGUUACUGCAAUCGAAGAAUCGAAGGAUUUAACUAAGCUGAGCUUGGAUGAACUCAUGGGUUCAUUAGUGACACACGAAGAAAAACUCAAAAGAGAAGGAGAGGAGGUUCGUAAAGAAAAGAAGAGCAUUGCGUUCAAGGUAUCUGCAUCAGAAGAAGAACUCGACUGCCUGGAAGACAUGGAGGAUGAAGAACUGGCCAUGCUAAGUAAGCAUGUGGCCAAGCUACUUAGACUGCGAAGAGAGAAGAAAAAAGGAGGCUUUCUCAAUCGCACAAGGGAAGGUGAUCCAGAAAAGGAGCAAUUGAAAAAGUUCAGAGCCAAUCCAAGAGUCAGACGUGAGUUAAUCAGCAAUGACAACAAGGCUGGGUCAUCAGCAGGAUGCUUCAAGUGUGGAAGAUGUGGGCACAUCAAAGUAGACCGCCCCCAAAUGAAGCGAGAGAAAGCAUAUACAGCCACCUGAAGCUGCAGUGAAGAUGAAGAGGAAGAGGUCGAGCCCAAAUAUGAAGCUUAUAUGGCCAUUGAUGAGAGCGAAGAUGAUAUGGAAGCAUCACUGGUCAGGAACUCUAACUACUAUUCAGAUUCAUGUGAUGAAAAUGGUCAAAUAAUAGAAACUAUAAGAGAUAUUCAGCCAGAAUUCAAAACUGUUAGAUCAAAACAUAUUAGAAUGAAAUCUGAAUUUGAGG